Messenger RNA from Theobroma umbraticum, 2526 nucleotides. RefSeq lists its product as uncharacterized. Gene Ontology annotation, molecular function: RNA binding; protein binding. NCBI's taxonomy places the organism in Eukaryota, Viridiplantae, Streptophyta, Magnoliopsida, Malvales, Malvaceae. Gene Ontology annotation, cellular component: nucleus. The record is from RefSeq and is a predicted model, not a curated record. Gene Ontology annotation, biological process: alternative mRNA splicing, via spliceosome.
CUCUGCUUCUUUCUCCUUUCAAGAAUCAAAGAAAAUCCCAUUUCAUGGCUUCGACGAGAGGCGAUCUUCAGCACUCCGGAACUGAAGCAGAGCAAGAACCACCGGACAAGACGGCGGAAACUAAUGACAAAGAUGAUAAGAAGAAGAAGAAGCAGCGCGUGGUUCUCAAUCCUGCUGACUGCGACUUAGAUUUUAUUAUUGAAGAUGAUCUUAUAGGGUCAGCACGCCAUGAUCAGGGGUUUGCCUAUUGCUGGUCUGGUGCUCGUGCCAGUGUUGGAAUAGCUGUAGGGAAGUAUUGUUUUGGCUGCAAAAUUCUUUCUACUCAACCAGUUGAAAUGGAAGAUACUCCCCCUGACCAGCAGCAUGUUUGCCGUCUCGGCAUUUCCAGGGGGGGUGUUGAAGUGGGAAGCCUUGGUGAAACUAAAAACAGCUUUGGGUUUGAGGGCACAGGGAAGUUUUCUAAUACUAAACGUUUCUCUGAUUAUGGUGAAAAGUUUGGGGUUGGAGAUACAAUUGUUUGUGCGGUGGAUCUUGAGAGUAAGCCACUGGCUUCCAUUGGGUUUGUCAAGAAUGGGAAAUGGUUGGGUACUGCAAAGCAAUUUAAUACUGAUCCAGAGGAUCUUGAAGUGGUGGAUUCCGCUCUUAGGAAGCUUCCAUGGCUAUGGGCUGUCUUUCCACAUGUUUUGUUAAAAAAUGUUGUUGUUCAAUUGCAAUUCAGUAUUGAAGAUGGACUGAUUCCUGAAGAUGGUAUAGCUUGGGCUUCUGCUUUUGAAGAUGGAAAUGUGAUUAAGGGACCGGAUUUUCCCAGUGAGACAGACUGCGAAGUGAUUAUGAUGGUGGGAUUACUUGGGGCGGGCAAGACCACUUGGGCAAAGAAAUGGAUUAGAGAACAUCCUGAGAAGCGUUAUAUCUUUCUGGGAACAAAUCAGGCUCUGAAACAAAUGAAGAUUAGGAGAACCUAUGGUGAAAUAUUGCAUCCCUCGACAGAUCGAGUAGAUCAAAUAUCUGAUUCCCUCAUAUCAAGGGCUGCCAAGACCCGUCGCAAUUAUGUUUUUGAUCAACUAAAUAUCGGCAGGAGUACACGCAAUCAUAAACUGGGACUAUUUUUGAGGUUUCGCAAGAUUGCGGUUGUGGUAUUCCCAAAGCCAGAGGAGCUAAACCUACGUAUCGCUAAAAGAUUGGAAGGGACGGGAAGGGAGUUACCAGCAUAUGAAGUAAAUAACAUGCUAGCCAAAUAUACUUUACCUCUAACCAAGAAUAUGCCCGGCUCAGAUGAGUUGUUUGACGAGGUGAAAUUUGUUGAACUUGACAGAGGAGAGUCACAGCGAUAUCUGGAUGAGAUGAAGCGUUCUGUUGAAUCUGCAUCUGUACCUUAUUCUCAGCAAAAUUCUGUAGGGUCAUUCGAUAGUGGUUCAUCAGUUGUUGAAGGGCAUUGGCAUCCAAGCUUGCAUUCAGCGCCCCCUCUGUUGAACUAUGGCUACCAAAUGCCAAACCAAGUGUACUUAAUUUACCCAGGGGUUCAAGCUUUACCUGAAUGGUAUCAGUUAUAUCAAGUUUCACAGCAACCAGUUCCUUAUGGGCCAUAUCCAUAUAAUGGAAGUAGUAGCAUUCCAGGGGAAAAUGUGUACUCAACUUACGCAGGGGUUCAAGCUUAUUCUGAUUGGGAUCAGGUAUAUCAAGUUCAACAGCAACCAGCUCCUUAUCUACAUAAUGGAAGUAGUAGCCUUCCAAGGGAAACUGCUGGUUCCUUUGGGAGUUAUCAUCCUAUACCUGGUGGUGGAAGUAACCAUUAUCAGAGCCCCUAUAAUGGCGUGGAUAACAUUCCUGGCCGUCCUGCUAGCUCCUGUAGUAGUAGCAUGGUUGAACCUUUCCAGUUAGAAGUGACUAUCAUGUUGGGCAAUGCAGCAGUGGUGGUGGCCUAGAACAUGCUAGUUUUCAAGAUUCAAGACCACCUAUAUUUGAGCAGAGUCCUCCGCCUUCCACAGAUGGUGGUUAGAAUUUCUAUUGCAGAAACUGGCUCUCGUUAUCCAACUCCUCGAAUGCUCCCCUCCGAAUAUUCAGCACAUUAGAGGAUAUCCCCCGUCUCAUCCAUAGGACUACUGACUGCCGACUACUCUACGGGUUGCUGGCAAUUUCAUGAAGUUUCAGAAGCUACUUCGCCGUCUGUUGAUUGAAGUGAAUGGACAAACACACUUCAUUAACACCUGAUUUUUGUUAAAAAGCCUUAACAUGACAAAUCAGGCUAUCCUUAGCUCCCUCUCUUAGAAACAUACUAACAGUUAUGGUUGUGUACAAAUAUCAAAGGAUGUAUAAACUCCAUACUCUAGAUUGAUCUUAAAACGAACAUGUAAUCGCAAAAAGUAAAUAGAAUUAGAGAUGGGAUUGAAGAAUAAUUCCAGGCAUUUAAGCAUAAAAUCUAGGUGCCAUGACCGCUCUUUGCCUUGUAUGCUGUUCAUGAAUUGGAUGUAAGGAACAAAGGUCCACCCAGAAAUAUACCAGAAUUUGCCCUUUGCCUAGUGCAAAAGG